AAAGGAUACUAGUUACAGUAACACUACCCAUUAAGAACUGGAAUCAAUGAGAUCCUCCCAUGUUUAUUAUUUUUUGCUACUUUGUAUAUUAGUUUUAUUUAUUUUUUCGGAUACGAUUAUAGAGGAGAACACUUGCUUCUAGUUGUAGAGGAGUUUUCAGGGACUUUUUUUUUCUGGUGUACCAGGGCAGUUGGUGAGAUGAUGACUGCCAAAACUGUAGAGAAAAUCCCAGUGACUCUAGGGGGGUUUGUGCAUCAGAUACCUGAAAGUAUGUACCAAAUGGAUGAAUCGCCUUUGUCAGCAUCGGUUACAAUCUUCCCUAAUGUUGAUUUGGGAGGAACAUUUGACCAGAUGAGCAAUGUCACAGGAGAUGGAAUGAUCAAUGUUGAUAUGAACGGUGAGAAGAGACCCCUCGAUCUACCUUAUCCCACCAGUUACUCUUCCACACCCCGCAAUCAGACUUUCACAUAUAUGGGAAAAUUUUCCAUUGACCCCCAGUAUCCAGGGGCCGGAUGGAAUCCUGAUGGCUUCUUUAACAUCGUCAGUGCUGGGAUCCUGGGAGUGACACCUUCUUCAUCAUCAUCCACAACUUCUUCCAACGCUUCCUCGGUGUCUCCCAACCCUCUGUCUAACAGCCUGAGCUGCAGCAUGGCCCAUAACCAGAGUGACCUGGAUCAUAUGUACUCUCCACCACCGCCACCUUACUCCAGCUGUGCAGAGAUACCUGUUUACCAGGACCCAGCCUUCCUCAGCACAUCCACUGGGACAUCGUUGUCAUAUCCUCCUCCUUCAUAUCCUUCCCCGAAGGCAGCUUCAGAUGGUACAAUUUUCAAUAUGAUCCCGGACUACCCUGCUUUCUUCCAACCUCAGUGCCAAAGAGACAUUCACUCCAUGCCUGACCUCAAGCCUUUCCCGUGCCCCCUGGACCCUAUCAGGGUGCCACCACCCCUGACCCCACUAUCCACUAUCCGAAAAUUUAACUUAGGGGGUAGCAGUUCCGAGGGAUCCAGGAUGCCAAGCGCAUAUAGUCCACAGAAUCUGCCCCUACGACCCAUACUCAGACCUAGAAAGUACCCUAACCGCCCCAGCAAAACCCCGGUGCACGAGAGACCGUAUCCUUGCCCGGCCGAGGGCUGCGAUCGCCGCUUCUCUCGCUCCGAUGAGCUAACAAGGCACAUCCGCAUCCACACCGGACACAAACCCUUUCAGUGCCGAAUCUGCAUGCGCAACUUCAGCCGCAGCGACCACUUGACCACCCACAUUCGUACUCACACCGGGGAAAAACCCUUCGCCUGCGACUACUGCGGGAGAAAGUUCGCCAGGAGCGACGAACGCAAGCGGCACACCAAGAUCCAUCUCCGACAGAAGGAGAGGAAGAGCUCCGCAAACGGAGCCACAGCGGCGCCUAGCGGCGGAACUGGACAUGAGCGCCCUCUCAGCCUCAGCCCCCCAGCUGCGGGCAACAUCUGCUCUGCCACUUCCAGCAGUGGCCAGAUGGGACCUUGUCCUAGCAGGACUGCCUAAAACAGACAAUUCUACCACUGGUAGACAAGGAGAACACGGAGAGAUCACUGCCAUUGUAGGGGAUACCAGCAUGAUGACUUUCAUAUUAUGUGUGUCACAGUAUCCUAAAAACAGUUACCAGAUGUGGCUUUCCUUCAGUGUUAAUCAUGUAAGUUAAAACAGCACUGGUUUGUUAGGGAAUAUUAGAGAUCUGUUUGUUAGUUAUUUGUUAGUUCUUAUGUUAUUAUUCACAAAAGAGUACCACUACAGACCACAAGCCAAAAAAUGUUACAUACACAAAGACUGGCACUGUACCCUCCUAAUGGUCUGAAUGGAAAUAG
Spea bombifrons (plains spadefoot toad) is the source of this 1844-nucleotide messenger RNA. RefSeq names its product early growth response 2 (gene EGR2). Gene Ontology annotation, molecular function: RNA polymerase II cis-regulatory region sequence-specific DNA binding; DNA-binding transcription factor activity, RNA polymerase II-specific. Lineage: Eukaryota; Metazoa; Chordata; Amphibia; Anura; Pelobatidae. The transcript has 2 exons. The record is from RefSeq and is a predicted model, not a curated record. The coding region runs from base 199 to 1524 and encodes 441 amino acids. Gene Ontology annotation, biological process: regulation of transcription by RNA polymerase II.